Molecule: messenger RNA, 633 nt
Organism: Onychomys torridus (southern grasshopper mouse)
Lineage: Eukaryota; Metazoa; Chordata; Mammalia; Rodentia; Cricetidae
Product: C-type lectin domain family 2 member H-like
Exons: 5
Coding region: 1-633 (210 amino acids)
Cellular component (GO): external side of plasma membrane
Source: RefSeq, a predicted model, not a curated record
AUGAAGGCUGCAAAGGUGGAAGAGGCUUCCAUGGGCAUGCUAGAGACAGACUACCUGCAAGAGGUAGAAAUAGGUAAAAAGCUCCAAGAAAAAUAUCUCACAAUCAUCUCCCCUGAGUCUCCUGCUAAGCUCUACUGCUGCUAUGCAAUGAUCAUGGUCCUCGCUGUGGCUGUAAUUACACUUUUUGUUGCUUUUUCAGUGAGAACAGAAAAAUCAGUCAUUUCAACUCCUGGACCUUGCUAUGCCACCUGUCCAAAGGACUGGAUUGGAUUUGGAAAUAAAUGUUUUUAUUUUUCUGAAGACAUGAGAAACUGGACAUUCAGCCAGACAUCUUGCAUGGCAGUAGGGGCCCAACUAGCUCGAUUUGACGGCCUGAAGGAGCUGAAUUUCCUGAAGAGAUAUGUGGGUAAUUCUUUCUCCUGGAUCGACCUCCAGAGAGAAUCAACACAACACCCUUGGAAGUGGACAGACAACAUUGAAUAUAAUAACUUGGUUCCUGUUGAAGGAGAAGAAAAACAUGCCUACCUGGGUGAUUGGAGGAUCAGAAGUAGCAGGGACUACAUAAAGAGACAUUGGGUUUGUAGCAAGUCCAACAGCUACACUUCACAGUAUUCAGUGCCCAGUAGUUUUUAA